Molecule: messenger RNA, 807 nt
Organism: Trifolium pratense (red clover)
Lineage: Eukaryota; Viridiplantae; Streptophyta; Magnoliopsida; Fabales; Fabaceae
Product: actin-related protein 2/3 complex subunit 5A-like
Exons: 4
Coding region: 246-653 (135 amino acids)
Biological process (GO): regulation of actin filament polymerization; Arp2/3 complex-mediated actin nucleation
Cellular component (GO): actin cytoskeleton; Arp2/3 protein complex; cytoplasm
Molecular function (GO): actin filament binding
Source: RefSeq, a predicted model, not a curated record
ACGUUGGUCGUUGGAUAUGGAUUUGGGAUCCCACCCUAUUUUCAUGCCUACCCUAAGUAAAAAAAAAAAAAAAAAAACUUUAAACAGUGCAAUAAAAAAUGUCAAGCUAAGAUAAUCUAAUUUUGCAUCUAGAAUAGAGAUUUUACAGGGUCCACUUUACUUUGGUAGCAAAAGAAGAAGAAAAAAAAACACAUUUUCUCGGGAAAAUUGAAGCUCAAGAAAACUGCAAUAGAACUCUGAUUUGUAUGGCAGGCUCAGAAGGAUUCGUUGGAGCUGAUAAUGCAGAAGCCAUUAUUACAAGAAUUGAACACAAAACCCGCAAGAUCGAAAGCUUACUCAAACAGUAUAAAACUGUGGAAGCCCUUAAAACUGCACUUGAAGGAACCUAUGCCAUGACUAGUGAUGAGCGUUGCAAGUCGGCGCAUUGGAUUGCUGUGCAUAGAGCAAUAAUGGCUAUAAAAGAUGUGGAUGGAAUGCUUUCUUCCUUGGAUCCUGAAUACUAUGAUAUUCUAAUGAAGUAUUUAUAUAGAGGCUUAUCUACCGGAGAUCGUCCAACGUGUGAUCAAUGUCUCCGAAUUCAUGAAAAGUUGACAGAGAGAGCUGGCCAUGGUUGUAUUCUACGUUUCUUGACUGAUACUGUAAAUACAGUUUGAUUUCUUCGCAAUUUGUUGUUCUUUUUGAGUUAUCUUUUAUAUGUUUGCUUCACCAGAACAAUCAAUGUUUCGAGAUAUCCAGAAAAUAUUUUUAUUGGAACUGUUUGGUUUCAUAUUCAGUGGAACCAUAAUUGAUUUUACUAUCUGUCAAAAA